Molecule: messenger RNA, 5178 nt
Organism: Rhineura floridana
Lineage: Eukaryota; Metazoa; Chordata; Lepidosauria; Squamata; Rhineuridae
Product: phosphofurin acidic cluster sorting protein 2-like
Exons: 26
Coding region: 131-2968 (945 amino acids)
Biological process (GO): protein localization to plasma membrane
Molecular function (GO): transmembrane transporter binding
Source: RefSeq, a predicted model, not a curated record
UUGGCAUCGCCGCGGCCCGCCCCACUCCGCCCGCGCUGUGAGGCGGAGGUCGGGGCUGGGCCGAGGGUCCCGGCCGGCCCCCUACAUCCCCUCCCACCGCGCCCAGCUUGGGCUCCAGGAUAGCGGCGCGAUGGCGGCGGCAACAGCGGCAGCGGGCUUGCUGGGGUCCGGACCCGGAGGGGCGGCCGGCGCUGCAGUGCCCCCGACGGGUCCGUGUGGGGCGUCGUCGGGGGUUUCUGGGAGUCUCGGGCCGGUCCCGGUGCCCAUGAACCUCUUCGCCACUUGGGAGAUCGACCGCUCGGCGCCCAGCUGCGUGCCCAGGCUGUGCAGUCUCCGCCUGAAAAAGCUGACUGUGCUGAAGGAACUGGACAAGGAGCUAAGCUCCGUGCUCAUUGCUGUGAAGAUCCAGGGUUCAAAGAGAGUCCUGAGAUCCAAUGAAUAUGUUUUACCCCCUGGAGGCUUGAUGGAGACUGACCUGGAACUGACUUUUUCGUUACAGUACCCACAUUUCCUGAAACGAGACGGCAACAAGCUCCAAAUCAUGCUCCAGCGCAGAAAGAGGUACAAGAACCGCACUAUUUUGGGCUACAAGACUCUGGCUGUGGGCAUCAUUAACAUGGCUGAGGUAAUGCAGCACCCAACAGAUGGAGGGCAACUCCUGGGCCUGCACAGCAACAUCAAGGAUGUGAGCAUCCGGGUAGCCGAAAUCAGCAUUUACUCCCUUUCUAGCCAACCCAUUGACCAUGAAGAUGGAAACGUCCCCUCUGGCCCCAAAAUCAAAGCUUCCGAUCGUUCUCCAGAUAUUGAUAACUACUCUGAAGAAGAGGAUGAUAGCUUUUCCUCUGAGCAGGAAGCCAGUGACGAUGCAGUGCAAGGCCAGGAUUUAUAUGACGAAGAGGAUGAAGUGAGGAAGCCAAAAAAAGCCAGGCGGAAAAUGAUCAGAACCACGUCGAUGACCAGACAACCAAACUUCAAGCAGAAAUUUGUUGCCUUGCUGAAGAGGUUUAAAGUGACGGACGAGGUCCUGGAUUCUGACCCAGUGGAUCAGACCCAAGAGGCAGAAGAGGACCUGGGCCUGCUCUAUGAUAGCCUCGAGGAGUGCAACAACAGCGACAGUGGCCCUGAGACAGAGGAUAACGAAAGCAUCCACAGCACUCCUAAGCCUACCCUGAGGCGCUUCUUUGAGGGUGUCUCUCACUCUGGUUCCCAGACUGAGAUCAGCAGUCUGCACGGCCAAAAAGGGCAGGAGCGAGAGUCGGGCAGCCCUGGAGAAGCGGAGAAGCGGAAAGUGGGUGUCCCUCGCACCCAAGAUGAGAGCGCCCUGGAAACGGCAGCUAUGGAGCUGGAGGUCGAUGAACCCUGCCCAGGAGGUCCAGGUGAGACGGCCCUGAAGGAGAGCAGCGUGGACAGGCUAGGCCAGCUGGGCAGCAUUAGCAAGCCUGAGUUCCCAGCCACCGUUUCCCCCAGCAAAGUUGAGAACAAGCAGUUGUGGCGGCCCCGCAGUAUGUCCGUCAAAGACCGGCAGAACUCCAAGGGCCAGGGUGAUCGGACCAGCAGCCUGGACAGCGAGAGCUCCCCUGACUCACGGCAGGGCACCCAGGUGCCCCGGAAGUCUGUGUACGACCAGCUCAACCAGAUCCUGGUCUCGGAUGAACAGCUGCCAGAGAGCAUCAUCCUGGUGAAUAUCGCCGAGUGGCAAGGCCAGUAUCUGUGCGAUCAGCUGCAAGAGCACAAGCAGCCCAUUGUCUCCACCUGCUCCAUGGCGGAUGUCCAGGCUGCCUUCAACACAAUUGUUGCUCGCAUCCAGAGAUACUGUAACUGUAAUUCCCACAUGCCUCCCCCAGUGAAAGUGGCCGUGGCAGGGGACCAGAGCUACCUGAGCAUCGUACUCCGCUUCUUUGUGGAGCAGCUGGCCAGCAAGACCCCCGACUGGCUCAACUACCUCCGUUUCCUUGUGGUGCCAUUAGGCUCUCACCCCCUGGCCAAGUACCUUGGUUCCGUGGACAGCAGGUACGGCACUUUGUUCCUUGAUGCUGCGUGGAGGGAGCUGUUUAGCAGAGUCGAGCCCCCUAGUUCAGACACCGUAGAUGUCCCUGGCCGGGUUGUCCAGUUCAUCACUGGCGCCAGCGUGUCCCACCAGCUGCCCAUUUCCGAGGCCAUGUUGACCUACAAGAAGAAGAGUUCAGGUGUGUGGGGUACUUCAAGCCCUGCUGUUCUCUGCUUUCCCCUACAGCCAUCAGGGAUUGGCACACAGAAAAGAAGCCUCUAUUUUGAUUUUUAUAUCAGCCCCGAUGAGGAUUCCUGCCAGAAGUUUGUGCCAUUUGUCGGGAUGGUGAAGGUGGGACUUCUGGAGCAGUCCUUCAACACCUCAGUUGAUUCUGACGAUGUCACCAUCUGCACCACCUCACUGCUGAGCUCGUCGUCUCCGUCUGGCGGAGGGGUCCCCUAUACCAAGGAGGCGGUGGGAACCCCUCCCCCUUCCCCGUCUGUCAGCAGUGGGCUCUCAGGAGCAGGCAACCUGAGUCCUGGCGUGGAGGUGAUGGGCCUUCAGGUAGAUUACUGGACAGUGCAGGGGCCAGAAAAAAGAAAAGAGGCCGAGAAGCGUGAAACGGGCAUCAAGAACACCCUGAAAAGCAACUUCCGCUCCUUGCAGGUCAGCCGCAUCCCUGGCCCCGGGGAGCUGACUCCACCCAGCACCAUGGCCAUGACUGUGGUCACCAAGGAGAAGAACAAGAAAGUGAUGUUCUUGAGUAAGAAACCUAAAGAGAAGGACUUGGAACCGAAGAGCCAAGUAAUUGAGGGGAUCACACGCCUGAUCUGCACGGCCAAGCACCAAAACACCAUGCUGCGUGUUUGUAUCGAUGGCGUCGAGUGGAAUGAUGUGAAGUUUUUCCAGCUGGCUGCACAGUGGCCAACACACGUCAAGCAUUUUCCGAUUGGCAUCUUCGGCUACACUAAGAGCGUGUGAUUAAAAAACGGAGGCAGCCUGGGGGAAGGACUUGGGCUCUGCCACACUGAAUGGAGAGAGGGAGGAUCCAACAGAGAGAGGGAGGAUCCAACUCCUUGCUUCUGCUGAAGAUGACUGACUGACUGACUGGACUGCCUGGCGGCCCAGGGCUGGAGCCCCAAUCUGGCCAGGGCUCGCUUUGGCUCCGUUCAUUCUGUGCAAGGAGCAUCCCAAUUUGCUUUACGUCUCACCCAUGAGUUUUCUUUUCUUUUCUUUUAGUUUUAACAUGAACUUUGGUCUUAGGAAACGGAAGGAAGACACACACACACACACGGCUUCUCAAGCUGAAUUCUCGAGACUCAAAUGCCAGGCCAGUCUUCUCUGUUCAAGUGGGGUCAGGAAUAACAGUGGCUUAAGGGAACUCUCGGACAGCUCCCCAACUGACGUUCAGCUUGGGGGCCGCUGGGACUCGGUUCCCUGCCUUGCCUUGUCUUGGCUGGCUUGGGCAAGAAAGGGCAAGGUGGGCUCUCUUUGACGAGCUGCUACCUUGCACUUUUCUAGUAGGGAUUUGGGAGGGGGAUGUGUGUCAAUGCAGCCCUCCUAGGGUUGCUUAGCCAGGCUCCCCGGGUAGCAUUCUGGGCAAGCUGGACCUCUGCCCACAGGCACCACUCUGCAGGCCCUCCUCCUCUCUCUGAAGCCACAGAGGGCUCGUGGGAUCUUGGGUACCUUGUCAGUUUUUAACAUGAAGUGGCUUUCCCUUGCCUCUCCUAAAUUUGGUCCCUCCUGCACGGAGGGGGCCUGACUUGGUUUGACUUCUCGUGUCCUUGAAAAAUGUGUGCAGACUGGAGUAUAGAAAGCAAAAGGUAUAGAGACGGCAAAAAAAAAAAAGGCAGGUGCAACUUAUUUCUGCAGCAGGAGCUGUUUGGGGGGGGGGCUGCCUGGGGCAUGAGCUGUUUUGUGUAGUUCCUGUCCUGCUUCGAAAGGUUCCCAAGGCAAGAGACUGGAUUUGUUAUGUUCUUCCUGGUUUUCCCCAUUCAUCAGCUGUGGGCACAAGAUAGGGAGGUGGCACAUAGUGGCCGGGUUUAGGGCAGCAUUGGGCUCCAGGACCCACUACAGAUCCACAGGUGGGGUUGUUCUGGUGUAACAGAGCAAAGGGUUUGAAUCCUAGAAUGGCUGGUUCUUUGUCACUUUAAAGCACAGUAACCCAACCUCUAAGGGAAAGGGCAGAGACAUUCAAAUGAGUGCAGUUCCCACGAAAUAGGAAGGAAAAGCAGCAAAGCAUGUUUGACGUUGGAGGGGGGAAAACUAGAUACUUCUCCACUAACUAAUCUGUUCCAGCUUUUACAGGGGCGUACAGAGAAAGUGGGAUAAAAAAAUGGAUCUGAGGGUGGGUAGGGCAAAGCUCUCUUCUCACUGGAUGUACUUUAGAGCUAUGUGUUAACUUUGCAUGAUUUGUUUACCUGUGCCACGCUGCUGGGCCCUGCUGUGUAGGCAAGGUAGCAGAGAGAGCAACUGCUCACGCAAGUGUUGCUGGGGCAGGGGAGAGGCCCCUGGAGGUGGCCUGUGCCCUGGUUAAGACUCUGGCCAAGGUACUCCCUUGUGCUGGAGUCAUACACUCCAUUUGUAGCCAGUACAAGCAAGGGUUCUCUAGGCAAGCCCUACAGGGCAGCCCUUAGAUCCACAAGUCGGGUCAAGUUGCACCUUUGCAGCACCGUGGGGAUUGGUCUCUUGCAAUUACUGUGGGGAGGUUGAUGUAACAGGAAGAAUUUCCUUUUGCAACACACACGUCCGCACACACAAACACCCACUUAAAAUUGAACAAGGGAGCCAGAACGAGAGAGCCAGCAAUUGCAACAAAGGUGUUGUAAGGGCAGCCUUCCUGUGGCAGCUAUGUGUGCCUCUUUGUCCUCCUCCCUGGCAAGAUCCACCAGUGUCCCCUUUCCCUUCCCUUCCCCUCAAAACCAAGCAGGCUCCAAGGCCAGGGCCUCUUCCCUUCCUGGAGCUUGUCGUCACUAGAACUGCCAAACCAACCUCCCCUGCCUUGCAAAGUGUAUCCUACCGAACUCAAGAGACCUAAACUGUGGUAUUGCGCCUGCCCGGCGGACGCAGCUGCUCAUGGUUAGGAGAGCAGGGAGGGCGGGUUAACCCCAUUUUUUACAAGAUUCUAUUUUUGUUAAUGUAAGGUUGCUUUCUGGAUUAAUUUUAAUAAAUUAAUGCUGGUACCAUUGUGA